This is a messenger RNA of Pungitius pungitius (ninespine stickleback), 1401 nucleotides long. RefSeq names its product glycosyltransferase 8 domain containing 1 (gene glt8d1). The record is from RefSeq and is a predicted model, not a curated record. Lineage: Eukaryota; Metazoa; Chordata; Actinopteri; Perciformes; Gasterosteidae. Gene Ontology annotation, molecular function: glycosyltransferase activity. Gene Ontology annotation, cellular component: Golgi apparatus. Bases 210 to 1316 code for a protein of 368 amino acids. The transcript has 10 exons.
AACUAUCCAAUUCAGUAUGUCCCGGAACAGGCAAACGCGUGGGCAUCUAUUGCUACGUGCGUUUUUUUUCUGGCGGACAGCGUGUAACUUGUUGAUGUUGAGUUGGCAGUACGGAUUCAGCGUAAACUACCGUUCCUGUCCUAUCAGACGCCUUUUACUAGAGCAGUUCACCCGCGGCGCGCGCUGGGGGAACGGGUGAGGCCGUUGUCAUGACACUGAGGAAAGUAAACGUGGUCAUUAUUUUGCUGCUGGCUGUGGCCUUCCUGAUUAUAGUUCAACGAAAUCUCCUCAACAUCAGUGACAUUUUACACAUGGAUAACCCAGACGCUGGGAAGAGUCUUCCCUUUGAAUCCGAGUUGUCUCCGGAGCUCAGGCCGGAGUCUGUGAGGAAGGGAGAGGAGAUCUCUGUCCUCAUCACUGCGGUCGAAGAAAGACUUGGAGCUGUGGUUGCUGCCAUGAACAGCGUCUAUCAGAACAGCAAAGCCAACGUUGUCUUCACCAUCGUGACCCUGAAUGACACGGUGGAGCACCUCAAUGUGUGGCUUAGUAAGACACGGCUAAAAAAUGUCAAAUAUAAAAUCGUUAUCUUCAAACCUGAGCUCCUCAAUGGGAAGAAGUCUAAAGAUUCUCAGAUGCUGCAAGAUGCCCGACCUCUGACUUUUGCCAGGUUUUACCUCCCUGUGUACCUACCCGAAGCAGAGAAAGCUAUUUAUUUGGAUGACGAUGUCAUUGUACAAGGGGACAUUCAGGAGCUUUAUGAAACUAACCUCAAACCAGGACACGCGGCAGCCUUUUCUGACGACUGUGAUUCCGCAUCUGUUAAGGGCAUCAUUCGAGGUGCCGGGAAUCAGAAUAACUAUUUAGGUUUCCUGGACUUCAAAAAGGAUGCAAUCAAGCAGCUGGGGAUGAGGGCCAACACGUGCUCCUUCAACCCCGGGGUCAUCAUCGCCAACCUGACCGAGUGGAGGAACCAGAACAUAACCCUGCAGCUGGAGCACUGGAUGGAACUUAACUCACGGGAGGAUCUAUACACCAAGACACUAGCAGAGAGUAUCAUCACGCCUCCACUCCUCAUUGUUUUCUACAAACGCCACUCCGCCAUUGACCCGAUGUGGCACGUCAGGCAUCUUGGCACGACGGGUGCUGGAAAGCGCUACUCCCCGCAGUUUGUGAAAGCUGCCAAACUCCUCCAUUGGAAUGGACAUUACAAACCCUGGGGGAGAACAUCCUCCUUUUCUAACGUGUGGGACAAGUGGUUCAUUGCAGAUCCAGUUGGGAAAUUUAACCCUGUGCGAAAAAACCCAGGGGACCACUAGACUGAAAAACCAGGUUUCAGGAACUUUGCUUUGCCCUUCGUCUCGACAGGACCACGCCUCGCGAAAUCUCAAGAUUUAAGUAAAG